This is a messenger RNA of Myodes glareolus (Bank vole), 2316 nucleotides long. The record is from RefSeq and is a predicted model, not a curated record. Lineage: Eukaryota; Metazoa; Chordata; Mammalia; Rodentia; Cricetidae.
ACGGCCAGAGCGCCCCCUCCCUUUAAGGAGAGGCAUGAAAGGGGCCUGAUAGCCCCUCCCCGUUGCCCCUUUAAGGAGCAGCCCUCGUCCGCCGUCAGAAAAGCGGCUUAAAGGCGACGCGUGGCGCGAUGGCGGCGUUCCCUGGCGGGUUGCACGGGCUGCGGUUCCUGCCGCUGCUCCUGCUGCUGCCGCUGCCGCUGCCCCUGGGUGGCCCGCGGGGUUCUGGAUUGCUGUCAGCCCUCACAGCUGCGAUUCUAGGACCUCUGACUUCUCAGAAUGGGCCAGGCUGGUGCUUCCAGACCCUUCCAGCUCACUGUGCCGCGCCAGCAGCUUCCAGAUCUUGCACCCCAGGCGCCGGCCGGCGUUCCACACUAACAAAGGUGGCCACGGAUCACAACACGGACAACACUUCAGCCAUACUCCGAGAGUGGCUGGUGGCUGUGAAGGGUUUGUACCACUCUGUGGAGUGGCGACCAGCGGAGGAGCCCAGUUCCUACCCAGAUGAAGAGGGCCCCAAACACUGGUCUGACUCCCGCUACGAACACGUCAUGAAGUUGCGCCAGGCGGCUCUCAAGUCAGCUCGGGAUAUGUGGGCUGAUUACAUCAUGUUUGUGGACAGUGACAACUUGAUCACCAACCCUGACACCCUGAGUCUCCUCAUUGCUGAGAACAAGACAGUGGUGGCCCCGAUGCUGGAUUCCCGUGCAGCGUACUCCAACUUCUGGUGUGGGAUGACUUCGCAGGGCUACUACAAGCGCACCCCUGCCUACAUCCCCAUCCGGAAGCGAGACCGCAGAGGCUGCUUCGCUGUUCCCAUGGUGCACUCCACCUUUCUCAUCGACCUGCGGAAGGCGGCGUCCAGGAGCCUGGCCUUCUAUCCGCCGCACCCUGACUACACCUGGUCUUUUGACGACAUCAUUGUCUUUGCCUUCUCCUGUAAACAGGCAGAGGUGCAGAUGUACGUGUGCAAUAAGGAGGUAUACGGCUUCCUGCCCGUGCCUCUGCGUGCGCAUAGCAGCCUACAGGACGAGGCAGAGAGCUUCAUGCAUGUGCAGUUGGAGGUCAUGGUCAAGCACCCGCCAGUGCAGCUGUCCCGGUUCAUCUCAGCACCCAGCAAGACUGCAGACAAGAUGGGCUUCGAUGAGGUCUUCAUGAUCAACCUGAAGCGGAGGCGGGACCGGCGAGAACGCAUGCUGCGGGCCCUGCAUGAGCAAGAGAUUGACUGCAAGCUGGUGGAGGCCGUGGAUGGCAAAGCCAUGAACACCAGCCAGGUGGAGGCCCUGGGCAUCCAGAUGCUGCCUGGCUACCGGGACCCCUACCACGGGCGACCCCUCACCAAGGGAGAGCUAGGCUGCUUCCUCAGCCACUACAACAUCUGGAGGGAGGUGGUUGACCGGGGACUGAGGAAAUCCCUGGUGUUUGAGGACGAUCUGCGUUUUGAGAUCUUCUUCAAGAGACGCCUGAUGAACCUCAUGCGGGAUGUGGAGCGUGAGGGCUUGGACUGGGACCUCAUAUAUGUGGGCCGGAAGCGCAUGCAGGUGGAGCAGCCUGAAAAGGCCGUGCCCCGUGUGAGGAACCUGGUGGAGGCCGAUUACUCCUACUGGACGCUCGCCUACGUGAUCUCCCUGCAGGGCGCUCGCAAACUGCUUAGUGCCGAGCCGCUGGCCAGAAUGCUGCCUGUGGACGAGUUCCUGCCCGUCAUGUUUGAUAAGCACCCAGUGUCAGACUAUAAGAUUCACUUCUCUCCCCGCGACCUGCGCGCCUUCUCUGUGGAGCCGCUCCUCGUCUACCCCACACACUACACAGGCGACGACGGCUACGUCAGCGACACCGAGACCUCAGUUGUGUGGAACAACGAGCAGGUGAAGACCGACUGGGACCGAGCCAAGUCCCAGAAGAUGCGAGAGCAGCAGGCGUUGAGCCGCGAGGCCAAGAACUCUGAUGUGCUGCAAUCCCCGCUGGACAGCGCUGCUCGUGACGAACUCUGAGGCAGCUGGCAAAAAGCCAAAGUGACCGCCAGGGCCUCGCCUUCCCGCACUUGCCUGGGACCCCAGGGCCACCCAGGCAGACGGCUUCCAUGUCCUCCUGCUCAGCAGUCACUUUCUCACUGGCAGCAAUAAUGGAGUGCUCACUGUAUGCCAGGAACAGGGCUGGGCACUGGGAGGUUGUGUCCGCCGCGAAGGAAGUUUCGUUAGAGCGGUGAACGAGGCGUAGUGCUUCCUGCAUCAGGGAUUGAUGUGAACAUCGGGUGGUUAUUGAUCAGGCCAAGUCAGGUAUUAGGGAUACAUACUUAUUUUAAAAUCUUUAUUGAGGACA